This is a messenger RNA of Hibiscus syriacus, 3321 nucleotides long. Its product is annotated as pentatricopeptide repeat-containing protein At4g01570-like. Gene Ontology annotation, molecular function: protein binding. NCBI's taxonomy places the organism in Eukaryota, Viridiplantae, Streptophyta, Magnoliopsida, Malvales, Malvaceae. Bases 56 to 2473 code for a protein of 805 amino acids. The transcript has a single exon. The record is from RefSeq and is a predicted model, not a curated record.
UCAUUGUAAUUGUUUCCUCAAUCCGAUAUUGCAAUUUCAAUCUCUGCGCUAUGCCAUGCGCCAUGGAAGAACCAUCGUUUCUUCACUCUCCUCUCCUCUCCUCAAAAACCCUUCAAUCCAUUUGGGCAACAUCCUUCUUCUCGCAUCUCUCACUAAAACCCUAUCGGAGUCUGGAACACGAAACCUCGAUCCAAACUCCAUCCCCCUAUCCGAGCCUCUGCUCCUCCAAAUCCUCCGCAAAAAUUCCCUUGAAGCCUCAAAGAAGCUCGACUUCUUUAACUGGUGUCGCUCUCUCAAGCCAAACUUCAAACACUCGGCCGUCACUUACUCCCACAUUUUCCGGAUCCUUUGUCGAUCUGGGUUCGUCGAGGAAGUCCCUAAUUUGCUCUUCUCGAUGAAGGAAGAUGGUGUUGUUGUUGACUCUAAUACCUUCAAAGUCUUGCUUGAUGCUUUUAUUCAGUCCGGUAAGUUCGACACCGCCCUUGAAAUUCUUGAUUAUAUGGAAGAAUUCGGUGCUUGCUUGAAUGCUAGUGUUUAUGAUUCGGUUCUCGUGGCUUUAUGUAGAAAAGGCCAACUUGGUUUGGCUUUAUCUAUAUUUUGUAAGCUUUUAGAAGCUUCUAAUGGGAAUGAUAAUGGGGAUUCCAUUGUUUGUUCACUUCCUGGCUCCUUUGCAAUUAACGAGUUGCUUGUUGCUCUCAGAAAAGCUGAUAGGAGAGCAGAAUUCAAACAAGUUUUUAAUAAAUUGAGAGAGAAAAAGGAGUUUGAAUUAGAUACAUGUGGUUAUAAUAUAUGCAUUCAUGCUUUUGGGUGUUGGGGUGAUUUGGCUGCUUCUUUGAGCCUCUUCAAAGAGAUGAAAUUAAAAGAAAAGAGUUUGAAUUCCGGUUCAUUUGGUCCUGAUUUGUGUACCUAUAACAGUCUCAUUCACGUGCUUUGUUCGGUUGGCAAGGUGAAAGAUGCUUUAGUUGUGUGGGAGGAAUUAAAAGUGUCUGGUCAUGAGCCGGAUGAGUUUACUUACAGAAUUCUUAUACAAGGGUGUUCAAAAUCAUACAGAAUCAACAAUGCAAUGGAAAUUUUUAGUGAGAUGCAGUAUAAUGGGUUUGCUCCUGAUACGGUUGUGUAUAAUUCUCUUCUAAGUGGAUUAUUCAAGGCCCGGAAGCUGAUGGAAGCAUGCCAGCUAUUUGAGAAAAUGGUUCAGGAUGGUGUAAAGGCCUCGUGUUGGACUUACAAUGUUCUGAUAGAUGGUUUGUUUAGGAAUGGCAGGGCCGAAGCUGCUUAUACCCUGUUUUGUGAUUUGAAGAAGAAGGGACAAUUUGUUGAUGGUGUCUCUUACAGCAUUGUCGUGUUGCAGCUUUGUAGAGAAGGUCAGCUUGAGGAGGCACUACAAUUGGUGGAAGAGAUGGAAGCCAGAGGCUUUCUUGUCGAUUUAGUUACUAUAACAUCACUCUUGGUGGGAUUUUAUAAGCAAGGUAGGUGGGAUUGGACGGAGAGGUUGAUGAAGCACAUUCACGGUGGCCAUCUAGUUCCAAAUGUUCUCAAGUGGAAAGCCAAUAUGGAGACUUUAAUGAAAAAUCCACCUAAAAAUAGAAAGGAUUACACUUAUCUGUUCCCAUCAAGAGGGGAUUUUACUGUGAUGGGGAGUUAUGCUGGCCAAGCAAUGGGCAGUAAUGUUGAUUCUGAAGAUUGUGAUGAGAAGGAUCAGGAGAUGUCAUUCAUUGAAAGUGAUCAGUGGUCAUCGUCCCCAUAUAUGGAUCAAUUAGCUAAUCAAGCAACUGAACAUUCUUCUUGGUUGUUUUCACUGAGAAGGGGGCAAAGAGUUAAAGAAAAGGGGAUUGGUUAUUUUGAUGUUGAUAUGGUGAAUACUUUCUUAUCUAUAUUUUUGGCCAAGGGAAAACUGAGUUUAGCCUGCAAGUUGUUUGAAGUAUUCACCGAUAUGGGUGUGAAUCCUGUUAGUUACACAUACAACUCCAUUAUGAGUUCAUUUGUCAAGAAGGGAUAUAUCAAUGAAGCUUGGAGUGUCCUGAAUGAAAUGGAUGAGAAAGUGUGCCCCGCAGACAUAGCUACCUACAAUCUUAUAAUUCAAGGCCUGGGGAAGACUGGAAGAGCGGACAUCGCAAAUUCAGUUCUAGAGAAACUAAUGAAGCAGGGUGGUUAUCUUGACAUAGUUAUGUACAACACCCUGAUCAAUGCACUGGGAAAGGCUGGUUACAUCGAUGAAGCUAGCAGACUCUUUGAACAGAUGAGGUCUAGUGGGAUAAACCCUGAUGUUAUCACUUACAAUACACUUAUUGAAGUUCACACCAAGGCUGGUCAGUUAAAGGACGCAUACAGAUUUUUGAAAAUGAUGUUGGAUGCAGGCUGUUCACCGAAUCAUGUUACGGAUACCAUUUUGGAUAAUCUAGGAAAGGAAAUUGAGAAACUGAGGCUGCAAAAGGCAUCUAUUGUGCACGAUAAUAACAAUGGGGAUGAUACCUAAAGAGUUAUUGAAAGGUAAUUAGAAGGAUAGGUAGGGAAUUUCGGGCAAUGGGAAAAUUCUGUUCGUUCUAAUUGCAUGGAAUUGUUGGAAGUUUCGAUUUUCUUUAUUUCAAUUACAAACUUGGAGUUACAUUGAAGUUUGUCAUGUGUAAUGUGACUUUCUCCAUACGAAUCGAAACAUAAGAACAAAAUUGGAUUUAUUCCUUGAAUAAGAAUGAAUUGAAUUGGUACAAUACUCCAAAGAACCUCAUUCACAUGGAUGAGAAUUGAGGAGAAGAAUGAUAUACGGGGAACCCAAAACUGUCUGCUUUGAAUGAUUAGAACAGACCACACAAUACAGAAAAUCCCAGCAAGACAAGCCAGACUAUGUGAACCAAAAGCAGCACUUGCCCGGAACACAAAGUGCUACCUCCACUCCCAACUUCACAAAAUCCUAGUUUCGCCACGCAGGUACCAGUGCAUAAGGCAUCUUCGCAACAGCACCAGUACAUGACGCCGUUGACACCGCAUACUGGCUCCGUUCUGAAGCAAUUCACAGGGCGUGAUGCCGGCUUAGUGAACCUUGCACAGACUUAUUUGCUCUCGUCGAAUCUACCGGAAGGUAAUCGGAGGACCCCAAAUCAACCGGGGCCAAACACACUAGCGGUAGCCAGAAACACAAGAAGAGCAGGAUGGUGAAGACGGUGGCGUGAAGCACGGCAUGUGGGGGUUCAAUUGAAAGUAUUUCCUGCAAUCAAAAAUUGAAUCCAACCCCUACCGCCAAUUGGCUUCAAACUAAUGAAGAUUUAAAGACGCAAGGUGGAUUGAGGAGAGAGAAAAGAGGCGCGAAAGUCGUGGAAUCAACGUCCA